This is a messenger RNA of Aureobasidium pullulans EXF-150, 396 nucleotides long. RefSeq lists its product as uncharacterized. The record is from RefSeq and is a predicted model, not a curated record. Bases 1 to 396 code for a protein of 131 amino acids. Lineage: Eukaryota; Fungi; Ascomycota; Dothideomycetes; Dothideales; Saccotheciaceae. The transcript has a single exon.
AUGGAGUCGAUCGCCAUGAUCCGCCGGAUCAAGAGGUCAAGAGAGGACGCGAAGAAAAGGAGCGAAGAGUUCAGUCAGAGCGCCGACAACGUAGCCUUACUCUCCGAUCAACUAGACGCCGCAAGCAAGGCCGUCACAGCAUUGCAGUCACAUGGACUGGUCAAGGCUGCUAAUCUCCAACAGAGGAUUGUUACUCUAGUCGAACAGAAGAUCGGCUCCACAAUCGCAAGCUCCGACACUGACAUCCAACAAUCCGCCAAAGAGACCUCGUCGACGGCCGUCAAAGCUGCCAGGGCGAAAAGGGACAUCGAAAACCGCACGAUCAUCGAGGCUUCGACGAAGGCUGACCUGGACCAAGCCGAAGCAAUUACACGGGUCAGUGAUGCUUCUACAUAG